AAGGUGGUUUAUGAGGGCAGUGUCUUUUUAAAGUGUCUAGGUAUUCUGGCUAUUUACAUACAUGGGAAAAUAUGUUGUUUCUACCGGUAUGUUGAAAUCUCAAAGGUAAGUUUGUUUGUGUCACGGGUGAAAUGAACUGAUUUGUAAUUUUAUUUCUCUGGUUGAGUGAGGAAAACGUUGGCACAACUGCAGAAGAAAAUGACUGGAAAACAAAAACUGUCCAGAGUCCAACUUCAGGACUCACACAACAGACUAUUUAAAGGUCAAUGUUUAACAUGGUAUUUUUUUCUAGUGAAGAACAGACAAAUUCAUGAGAAUUUCAUCGUUAAAGAAUUCUUGGGAAUGAUUUUCCACACCAGCCCACGGACCAAGAGCUGUGUGGAAAAUCUGAUUCCUCCCCCGAUCGUGCUGGCUUUGAUGAAUUAGAGCUUCCUAAAUAUCCUCGUGACGUGGACCUCCAUAAAUGGCGUGUAGGCUGGACGGAGCCAUGAGUCAGCUCCGUUUGUUGGCGGGCGUGUUGCGGGUCAGGUGUACUCUGGGAAGUCUGUGGUUACGUGGUAAUGGAAGUGGCUCCACCAGACGCUGCCUUGACUCCUACAGGAGAAUGAGCUCCUCUGGAUCAACACCGGUUUCUCCAGCCAUUAUCAGCAGCUCCAGCUACGUGGAGGAGAUGUACUAUGCCUGGCUGGAUGACCACAAAAACGUCCACAAGUCCUGGGACACCUUCUUCCGCGACCUCCAGGCCUCCAGCCCGUCUGCUGAGGCGGGUGAGAAACGCCCCUCCACUCUGCUGCAGGGCCGGGUGGGGUCUCAUUCUCCAGAUACGGCACAGAAAGUAGUGGAAGACCAUCUGGCUGUGCACACGCUCAUUAGAGCCUACCAGAUUCGUGGCCAUCAUGUUGCUCAGUUGGACCCUCUUGGAAUUCUGGAUGCAGACUUGGAAUCCUUUAUUCCCUGCGACCUCAUCACCAGCUUUGAUAAACUAGGUUUUUAUGGUCUCAAUGAGUCUGACUUGGAUCGCACCUUCCAGCUGCCCCCCACCACCUUCAUCGGCGGCGGAAACUCCACUCUUCCUCUCAGGGAAAUCAUUCACCGACUGGAGACGUCUUAUUGCGGUCACAUCGGCGUGGAGUUCAUGUUCAUCAACAACGUGCAGCAGUGUCAGUGGAUUCGUCAGAAAUUCGAGACUCCUGGAAUCAUGAAGUUCACCAACGAUGAGAAGAGAACGCUGCUGGCCCGCCUGGUCCGAUCUACACGGUUUGAGGACUUCUUGGCCAGGAAGUGGUCUUCAGAGAAGCGUUUUGGUCUGGAGGGCUGUGAAGUUUUAAUCCCAGCUCUUAAAACCAUCAUUGAUACAUCAAGUGCUGCAGGCAUCGACAGUGUGAUCAUGGGCAUGCCUCAUCGAGGGAGACUCAACGUUCUCGCUAACGUGAUCCGUAAAGAGCUGGACCAGAUCUUCUGCCAGUUUGACCCCAAGUUAGAGGCAGCAGAUGAGGGUUCAGGUGACGUCAAGUACCACCUGGGCAUGUACCAUGAGAGGAUAAACCGUUGGACGGACAAAAAUAUCACACUGUCACUCAUGGCAAACCCCUCCCACCUGGAGGCGGUGGACCCAGUUGUUCAGGGAAAGGCCAAAGCUGAGCAGUUUUACAGAGGAGACACUCAAGGAAAGAAGGUCAUGUCCAUAUUGAUGCACGGGGAUGCUGCCUUCGCUGGACAAGGAGUUGUGUAUGAGACAUUUCACUUGAGCGAGCUCCCCUCCUACACUACACAUGGUACGAUCCACGUGGUGGUCAAUAACCAGAUCGGCUUCACCACUGACCCUCGGGUCGCCCGCUCUUCUCCCUACCCCACCGAUGUGGCCCGGGUCGUCAACGCUCCCAUCUUCCACGUGAACGCCGAUGACCCCGAGGCCGUGAUGUACGUGUGUCGUGUCGCUGCAGACUGGAGAACAACCUUCAACAAGGAUGUUGUCAUUGACCUGGUGUGUUACAGACGCUUCGGCCACAAUGAGAUGGAUGAACCCAUGUUCACUCAGCCGCUGAUGUACAAACAGAUCCGUCGGCAGGAGCAAGUGCUGAAGAAAUACUCUGACAAGCUCAUCGCAGAGGGAGUGGGAGCACAACAGGAGUUUGAGGAAGAAAUUGCCAAAUAUGACAAGAUAUGUGAGGAAGCUUACGCCAGCUCCAAGGAUGAGAAGAUCUUACACAUACGACACUGGCUGGACUCCCCCUGGAGAAAUUUCUUUACAUCAGAGGGUGAACCCAGGAGCAUGACCUGUGUCUCCACUGGCCUCGAGGAAGAGGUGCUGCAGCACAUUGGCCAAACUGCCAGCUCAGUGCCGGUGGAAGAUUUCACAAUCCAUCCAGGUGUGUCCCGUAUCCUGCGUGGCCGAGAAGAUCUGGUGAAGAACCGACAGAUGGACUGGGCUCUGGGAGAGUACAUGGCCUUUGGGUCUCUUCUUAAAGAUGGCAUCCAUGUGCGACUGAGUGGACAGGAUGUGGAGCGAGGCACCUUCAGUCACCGUCAUCAUGUCCUCCACCACCAAGAGGUGGACAAACACACCUGCGUUCCCAUGAACCACCUGUGGACGAACCAGGCUCUUUACACUGUCUGCAACAGCUCCUUAUCAGAGUACGGAGUCCUCGGUUUUGAGCUUGGUUUUGCCAUGGCCAAUCCCAGCGCUCUGAUCCUGUGGGAGGCACAGUUUGGGGAUUUCCACAACACAGCUCAGUGUAUCAUUGACCAGUUCAUCAGCCCAGGUCAGGCCAAGUGGGUCCGCAACAAUGGCAUUGUCCUCCUGUUGCCGCAUGGGAUGGAAGGAAUGGGUCCAGAACAUUCGUCGGCUCGACCAGAACGCUUUCUGCAGAUGAGCAAAGACGACCCCGAUCACUUCCCUGAGUUCACCGGAGACUUUGAAGUUCAGCAGCUGUACGACAGUAACUGGAUCGUGGUCAACUGCUCCACACCUGCUAACUACUGUCAUGUGCUCAGGCGACAGAUUCUGCUGCCAUUCAGAAAACCGCUGAUUAUUUUUACCCCCAAAUCUCUUCUGAGGCAUCCAGACGCACGGUCCAGUUUUGAUGAUCUUACUGAAGGUACUAAAUUCAGAAGGAUAGUUCCAGAAGAAGGUCCAGCAAGUGAAAGACCAGAUCAAGUGAAGAGAGUAAUUUUCUGUACCGGCAAAGUCUACUACGACCUGGCCAAAGAGAGGAAACAGCACAACCUAGAGGGAGAUGUUGCAGUCACCAGACUUGAGCAGAUCUCUCCGUUCCCAUUUGACCUGGUUCGAGCAGAGGCUGAGAAGUACGCUAACGCUGAGCUGGUCUGGUGUCAGGAGGAACACAAAAACAUGGGCUACUAUGAUUAUGUUCGCCCGCGGUUCCUCACGGUGGUGGCCAACAAGAGGCCUCUGUGGUAUGUGGGGCGGGACCCGGCAGCUGCUCCGGCAACAGGGAACAAGUCCACGCACCUGAACGAGCUGAGGAGGUUCAUGGACACGGCUUUCGACCUGAGCGCCUUCCUGGAGCAGAACCUGUAGAGGAGAUGAAGGCUGUAGGUUCACGUAGGUUUCAUCUCCAACCACUGAACUUGAACUUAGUAUAGUUUUAUAAGCCACAUGAUGUAGGUCAUUGUAUGAGUCAAAUCCAAAGUCAACUUUAUUGUCAAAGUCAGGCUGCAGUAUAAGUUAUAGUCAUCGCUAAUAAAGCUUAAAUCUAAGUUAAAUAACCCACAUAGUGUGGUGGUCUAAGAAACCACUUCAUGUUGCGUAGCACUUGUAAUGAUUUUUUUAGCACAUUUUUGAAGAAAAAUCUCAGGAUUACUAUGAUACCAUUGAAAAUGUUACAUUUGGUCUUAGAUUGGUCUGCUUUAAUCACACAACCAAUUAUGUUCAAGGUCAGUUUUACGUCAUUAAUCAGUUCCAAACCUCGUCAGACUUUGUGUAGAGUCUAAAGUAGAAAA
Molecule: messenger RNA, 3963 nt
Organism: Cynoglossus semilaevis (tongue sole)
Lineage: Eukaryota; Metazoa; Chordata; Actinopteri; Pleuronectiformes; Cynoglossidae
Gene: ogdhl
Product: oxoglutarate dehydrogenase L
Exons: 25
Coding region: 464-3541 (1025 amino acids)
Biological process (GO): tricarboxylic acid cycle
Cellular component (GO): mitochondrion; oxoglutarate dehydrogenase complex
Molecular function (GO): thiamine pyrophosphate binding; oxoglutarate dehydrogenase (succinyl-transferring) activity
Source: RefSeq, a predicted model, not a curated record